Sphenostylis stenocarpa is the source of this 441-nucleotide messenger RNA. NCBI's taxonomy places the organism in Eukaryota, Viridiplantae, Streptophyta, Magnoliopsida, Fabales, Fabaceae. The record is from the annotation of a GenBank genome assembly.
AUGUAUGAGGGAAGCAUAAGGACGGAGAAUGGUGUAAGAACAUGUGUUGAUUUUGAAAAGAGAAGCAAGGUGGUGGGGUGGGGUUUGCGAAAGACUCCUCCAAAUCCUCUGUUUGAUGAUAUCCUUCUCUUUGAUCCUGCCAUGGAAGCACUAUCCAUCUUCAUUUCUUCAAUGAACUCUUUUUCUGUGCUUGCUCUUAGAAAUGGAAAUGAGAAGAAAGAAGGACAAUCAGAAUUAAAUAUGGUUCAGCAUCCCUUGCCCCAAAAGGAAAAUAAAAUAAGCCAAAGUGGCUUUGCACAAGCCAGAAAGCAUUUUGCUAAUGUAAUGGAUCAAAAGGGUAAAAAAAGUUGUUUUUCUCCACUGCAACAUCACAUAGGGGGCAUGAAAAAAGUAGGCAAGCCUGAGGACGUUAGUUUCAAGCCUUUGACUAAGAUUCCAUAA